AUGUUUUUCCAGCAAAUAAGCAUUGUCGGGCCUACAGCUGCCAUUAUAUUGACUGUAGUUUGCUAUGCCGUCGUCUUAUCUGUCUAUCGUCUGUUUCUACACCCUUUGGCCAAAUUUCCAGGUCCUAAGCUCGCUGCUCUUACAAAGUGGUAUGAAUUCUACUUCGACCUGGUGAAAGGCUAUGGGGGGCAAUUUGCUUGGGAAAUACAGCGAAUGCAUGAGAUAUAUGCUGACCGGCCAGGACCUAUUGUUAGAAUAAAUCCAUUUGAGCUCCACGUACAAGACCCUGACUGGUUUGACACACUGUACGCCGGAAAUCCUACCAGAAGGGACAAAUAUCCGCCAGCUGCAAGUAUGGCAGGCGCACCUUUGGGCACUUUUGGCACAGUUGAGCAUGAUGUCCAUCGAAAACGUCGCGCUGCCAAUAGUCACUUACUCUCUACACGUGCGAUAUCCGAUGCUCAACCUCUGAUACUAGACCAAGUGCGAAUUCUCUCGGACCAAUUUGAACGGUAUUUGAGUACGAAAGAGAUAAUUGACCUCCGCGUUACCUUCCUGGCCUUCACCACAGAUACAAUCACAAGGUAUGCGCUCGGGGAAAUGAAAAAUCUUCAAGAAAACAAGACGCUUGCAGUUGACUGGAGCGCAACAAUAAGGGCUGUUGCCAGAAUAACGCCGCUGAUGAAACAGUUUCCCUGGAUGAUGACCGUAGCUCUUUACAUCCCUAUAAAUAUUCUAAGAUUCUUCAUGCCUGAACUAUUCAGACUAGUGCAGUAUCAUGCUGAGAUGCGAGCUUUUGCCGAGCGAUUUUUAUCCCAGCAACAGGCGAGCCAAGAAAAGCCGAAAACUCACGAAACUUCUUCUAAUAUGGCCUUGUUUCAAUGCAUAUCAGAUAGCAAUCUACCAGCUCAUGAGAAAUCAGCAAAACGCCUUGCUCAUGAAGCAGUUGUGGUGAUAUCCGCAGCAGCCGAAAUCACAUCUCGCGCUCUGAGCAUCACCAUGUUUUACAUACUGUCUGAACCUCAAGUUUUGAGACGACUACGGGAUGAAAUAGAUGUAGCAAUGCCCGAUUACUCCGUCUUACCAUCCGCAAAAUCUUUAGAAGAGCUUCCUUACUUGGUUGCAACCGUCAAGGAGGCAUUACGAAUAUCUGCAAUUAUCACAUCGAGAAUGCCAUUAAUGGCUCAUACUGAGCUAGUCUAUAAGAAUUGGAAGAUACCAGCAAUGGCAAGUCCUGCAUUUUUCCUUUUGUAA
Messenger RNA from Botrytis byssoidea, 1254 nucleotides. RefSeq lists its product as uncharacterized. Gene Ontology annotation, molecular function: heme binding; monooxygenase activity; oxidoreductase activity, acting on paired donors, with incorporation or reduction of molecular oxygen. Bases 1 to 1254 code for a protein of 417 amino acids. The record is from RefSeq and is a predicted model, not a curated record. The transcript has 5 exons. NCBI's taxonomy places the organism in Eukaryota, Fungi, Ascomycota, Leotiomycetes, Helotiales, Sclerotiniaceae.